CUGCACGGUAUGGUUUCGAUGCUAAUUGACCAAUACUCUUCCACGCUCGCGCCAUUCUAUUAGCUUAUUACCCCGAGUUCAGGUUUGAUCACGACUGCUGCCGCAUUGCCAAAGCCCCUGCUACCUACCGUCUCUCGGCAUAUGCAUGCUUCCACGCUGCGUUGGAUUUGCGUGUUCGUGAUCUGGCAUCAUCACGAGGUGUACUAGUUAUGAGCACUUGCGAUAACUAACUCCGUUGAUCGGGCCGUAGUAUGCACGGUUUCAUGGUUGCCAAGAAAAGAACGAUGGUGGUAGGAAUGGAAAUUAUAACGCAUGCUAACUUGGAUCCGAUCACCUGUCCGACGUACUGGAGAAGAAUUUUGACGAACGAGUUUGUCGAGGACAUACAAUUGUCUUGACUUGUUGUAUUUGAAGAGCUCUUAUGCGAUUGGCUUGAUCUAAAGCAAAGUGAUUAUUAGACAUGGUGUUGUAUCUGGAACCCACGAUCUUGUCAUGGCGACAUGAUUCAAAAACAGUCUUUCUCAAACCACUCAGCUCGUUGCCUCCCGAGCAGCAAACCAUAGAUUCUUUGUGGUUUCUGGACCUCGAAGUCUUCACUUCAAGCCAUGACGACCCCCCAGACCACAGAGAUACGUCAGCACUCAUCCUGGACCCAAGUUCUGAGGAACUCGCGGAGACGUUCGCGAAUCUCUUCGACACUCUCACAGCAGAUGGUUCCUCGAAUGGACAUAAUGAUACCGACGCCCUUCCAACCAUACUUCGACUCGUAUUCAGCAAAACCUCAGGCUUUGCAGCACGUUCCGAUUUCCUCGAAUAUCGACUAAAGGGAACGCCUCACGUCACUCUCGCCCUAUCAUUCCUAUCCCCUCUAUCCAAAAUCCAAGCCAUAAACCCAAAGCAAAUAGACUUCUCAACCCUCUUCACCAACUCCAUCGGCGCCAUCGUCCUCCGCCCCUCAACCCCAUCCCCCACCCUCCUCGACGACCUCUCCCACGCCCUCACAGCCCGCCUCUCUAUCCCCUUCAUCCUCCCCACACCACCAAUCCGCUCCCGCAUCUUCUGGGUCCAAGGCCGCGCAGACAUCGAAUCCAGCAUCCAAUUCUACACCGCAGCCCGCGCCCUCGGCAUAACCCUCGUCGUCCUCGACCAACCGGGCCACUGGCUCGAAUCCCCCACCGGACCCUAUGCACACUACCGCGAAGCCUUCAUCCCCGUGAGCGUCGACGGCGACGCGGGUCUCACGGCACGGAUCGUCGACGCCGUGAGGGCGUAUCCGGAGAAGGUGGAUGGGAUCGUGACGAUCAGCGAUGUGCGGUUGCCGUUUGUGGCGGCGGCCUGCGAGACCCUGGGACUGCCGACGGAGGCGGCGGAGGCGUAUUGGGUUGCGGGGGAUAAGGGGAGGACGAGGGAGCUUGAGGAUGCGGCGGCGGGGAGAAGGGAUGGGGUGGUGCUUGGGGGUGCGGAUGAAGUGGAGGGGUGGUUGGAGAGGGAGGGGAGUGGAUUGAGGUUUCCGUUGGUGGUGAAGCCGUGUAGUGGCUGGAAUAGCGAUUGCGUGGCGAAGGUUGGGAAUGUCGAUGAGCUUCGCGAGGCGGUGCUGAGGGCGUCGACGAGGCAUGCGAAGUCGCCGAGUAGCAGUACGAAGGUGGUUGUGGAGCCGUAUAUCGAUGGUCCGGAGAUCGAUGCUAAUUUCAUCGUUCUGGAUGGCAAGGUGCUGUUCUGCGAUAUCUCAGAUGACUUCCCAUGCUCAGGGGACGGGGAGACAGGCAUUGCGGGAGCGGCGAACUUCAUGGAAACGCUCAUGGAUGUACCGACGGCGUUGCCCGCUGAGGAAAAGGAAAUGCUCAGGGAGUCGUUGACGAAAAGUAUCUCUCGUCUUGGUUUCCGCUCCGGCAUAUUUCACUGCGAAGCGCGUGUCAGAGACUCCCGCACACAAUAUCAGAGGGAUGAUGACGGAAUUGUGGACCUGCAUGUAGCAGAUCAUGUCGAAGGGACGUCAAGUCCAACAUGCUAUCUCCACGAAGUCAACGCGCGAUCACCCGGGUACAUUAAUUGCGUGGCUGCUCUCCUCGCAUACGGUGUCGACUACUACGCCGUUAGACUCCUCCUAAGCCUAGGUUCUCGAGAGAAUGAUCGAGUGAGGUUACUCUCCCAGCCGUUCCUGAAUGGAAAGCCGCAAUAUGUCCUGGGCGUCGUUGUUCUUCCGCCGACCAGGGCGGGCAUCAUGGCGUCGAGCGACGCUGUGGGGGACUUUCUGGUGGAGAAUCCUGGUUUGCGGGAACAUGUUGUGCAUCAUCAGGUACUAAGGAAGAAGGGCGAGUUCGUGGAGGGCCCGGACUCGAAGGAGUUGUUGGCUGUGGGAUACAUCAUCGUGGCAAGUAGGAAAGGGAGGAGGGAGUGCCUCCAGCUCGCAAAGGAGAUACGGGAGAAAUUCUCGUAUAGGUUG
Molecule: messenger RNA, 2443 nt
Organism: Aaosphaeria arxii CBS 175.79
Lineage: Eukaryota; Fungi; Ascomycota; Dothideomycetes; Pleosporales
Exons: 3
Molecular function (GO): ATP binding; metal ion binding
Source: RefSeq, a predicted model, not a curated record